AUGCGGUCCGUGUUUUUCUUAAGCACCUUGCUCUGGUCAGCUGUUUCCGGCUACAAUUGGAAAAAUGUGAAAAUUGGCGGUGGUGGCGGGUUCGUGCCCGGCAUCGUCUUUAACCCUACGGAAAAGGGACUCGCAUACGCGAGAACGGAUAUUGGAGGUCUGUACAGACUGAACCCGGAAGAUGACUCGUGGACGCCGCUGCAAGACUACGUUCAAAAUGGACAGUGGAACGAAUGGGGUGUCGAUGCUCUGGCUUCCGAUCCUGUCGAGCCCAAUCGAGUGUAUAUUGCAGUCGGAAUGUAUACCAUCGAUUGGGACCCCAACAACGGCUCGAUCCUGCGAAGCGAGGAUUACGGCAAGACAUGGGCUCGAAGCCCUCUUCCAUUCAAGCUCGGUGGUAACAUGCCUGGCCGAGGAAUGGGCGAGCGUCUGGCUGUUGAUCCCCAGAACAACAAAAUCAUUUACUAUGGAGCUCGCAGCGGAAACGGCCUCUGGAAGAGUGUCGACCAAGGAGUCACGUUCGAGAAGGUCACCAGUUUUACUGCUGUCGGGACGUACAAAGCAGAUGCGAGUGAUACGACGGGGUACAGCAGCGAUAUCAACGGACUGGCUACUAUUACGUUUGACCCUACCUCCGAGCUCAUCAACGGAGCUAGCUCGAGAAUCUAUGUCGGCACUGCGGACAGGGACUCUUCGACGUGGGUGUCUGAAGAUGCGGGAGAGACGUGGAAGGCGAUGGCUGGCCAGCCCACAGGCGUUUUCCCGCACAAGAUGAAGUACUCUACGGCCGAGAAGGUGCUUUACAUCACUUACAACAGUGAGUCCGGGCCUUACAGUGCUGGCACUGGUUCGGUGUACCGAGUGGCGGCGGACGGCACCUUCUCAGACAUCACACCUGCGUGGGCUACUACGCAUAACCUGACCAUUGGCUACGGCGGUUUGGCGUUGGAUACGAUGAGCCCUGGGACUUUGAUGGUGUCUGCUAUGAACCUCUGGUAUCCCGAUGUACAGAUCUUCAGGAGCAACGAUUCGGGUGCAUCUUGGACAACCAUCUGGGAUUUCGACAACGGAAAACAGACAUUUAACUACACAUACGAUACGGACAAAGCGCCAUGGGUCAGCAACCAACGUCAACCAGACGACACCAAAGUCCUCGGCUGGAUGGUUGAGGCCCUCGAAAUCAACCCCUUCGACAGCAACCACUGGCUCUACGGCACCGGCCUCACAAUAUACGGAGGGCACGAUCUCGAAAAAUGGCCCUCUGUCCACGUCUCCUCGCUCGCCGAUGGUGUGGAAGAAACAGCCGUCAAAGGCCUGAUGUGCCCUCCCGGGCUUGACGCGCCACUCAUCAGUGCCGUCCUCGAUGUUGCCGGCUUCGUACACAAGGACCUCGACGUCUCUCCAAAUGAUGUCUUCGAAGAUCCCUUCUGGUCAUCAACCACCGGCAUAGACUUCGCAGGCCAAGCCACGUCCAACAUCCUGCGAAUCGGAAACUCGAAGCUCGCGACCUCCUCAGACGGCGGCACCACCUGGAAGCUCAACACUGCCGUCCCAGCCACCGCAUCCGAGGGCUCCAUCGCCUUUUCGGCAGACGCCUCGGUCAUCGUCUGGACAUCUUCCGCCGGUUCCCUGCUCGUCGCCAACGACAGCAGUACCGAAAUCGCCACCCUCCCCAAGGGCAUAUCCGUCGUCUCCGACAAGGUCGACCCCAAAUACUUCUACGCCGGCGACACCAAGAGGAUCUACGUAUCCAGCGACGGUGGCAAGUCCUUCGUGGUCACCGCCGAAAUCGCAUCCAGCGGCAACGGCAAGAUGGCCGUCCAUCCCGCGAAGGCAGGCGACGUCUGGUAUUCCUCCAGCUCGGGUGUCUACCACUCGACCGAUUUCGGGCAGACCUUCACGGCAUGCCCCAGCGUGACAGGCGGGGAGGCCAUCGCGAUCGGCAAAGGUCCGGCCAACAGCACGAACGUCUACGUCUUCGCCACCAUUGAGAGCGAGAUGGCGCUGCGGCUGAGCAAUGACGAGGGCGCCACGUGGACGGCGAUCAGCAAUGCCGAGUAUGGCUUUGGGGCCGCGAGUGCGAAUGUCCUGGCUGCCAGUUGGGAUACGGAGGGGCAGGUGUUUGUCGGCACGAACGGAAGGGGGAUCUUCUACGGCAUGCCUUGA
Messenger RNA from Drepanopeziza brunnea f. sp. 'multigermtubi' MB_m1, 2166 nucleotides. RefSeq lists its product as uncharacterized. Gene Ontology annotation, biological process: xyloglucan metabolic process. Lineage: Eukaryota; Fungi; Ascomycota; Leotiomycetes; Helotiales; Drepanopezizaceae. Gene Ontology annotation, molecular function: protein binding. The record is from RefSeq and is a predicted model, not a curated record.